UUUUUUUUCUUUAAAGUUUUUUAUUGGUUAUUCCUUCAAACAAUGCUACAAAUAUAGAUGGAGGAUGCAAAUCCAAAUACAACGCGCCUGGAAUCGUUCGAUGCCCAGAGAACCUACAUGCAUUGGACGGCUACAGAUGCAUGUGUCCAAAGCACCGUCUUGUCCCUUCUUAGUUGUUUCGGUCAACUAGCUAUUGCGCCGACUUUAAUUUAAUUUUCAAAACUCUUCAAUAGAUUGAUUAAAAAGGAAACCCACAACUAAUUAUAUUUCAAACUCAUGAACUCCUAGUCAUCAACGACCUAAAUGAAAAUAAGUUCAUGAGGUGCAUUAAUUAAAACUUACAACUCGAUUUGAUUGAAAAUCUAAGGUCCUGCUUGAUAAUAAAAAUCAGAUAAACCACAAUACAAUAGAGCCAACUUCACUGGGUCCAACUGGGGCCAGAGCUUGGCCAGCACAAUCUGAAGGACUAAAAAUACCACCUCUUAUCUUGUUUCUCGACCAUAGAACCAGAAACUCAAAAACACCCCAACAUCCAUAACCCGCUCAGAAGUUUCACCAAACAGUUGGCAGAAUGACCACAAUUCACCCCCACAUAAAAACCCGAAACUACCACGCCGCCCUCCUCCCUUCCAUCAAUCUCCAACGGCAACAGCAAUUGCCCUUUGCGACGUCAGUGAGAAAGCAGGGUAGCGAGGGGAAGCAGCGGCGGCAAUUCAAGAAGACUUCGGCAGUGGUGGUGAAGUGCGCAAAGGGAAUUCAGGACUUCAUCGGAGGAGAUCUGGUGAGAUUCGAUUUGGGGAGGUGGUUGUCAGACGUGGAGGAGCACAAGUCGCUGGCCAUAUACUCUCCGCAUGAAGGCGGGUACGAGGGGAGGUACCUGAACAGGCUCAGGUACAAGGGGUACCAGUUCCUGGAUCUAUCUGCCCGCGGGCUAGGUGACCCCGAGACCACUCUAACCAAAGUCCACCCUGUUUGCCCUGCUCACUUAGGGAAGCAGCCUAUAGCAAGAUGGUAUUUUCCACCAGAAGUGGAUUACAGGCUUCAGAUGUUGCCCCCCAAUGCCACAGGACUAGUGGUUUGGAUCCUUGAAGCCAAGGUACUGUCAAAAGCCGAACUGCAGUUUCUGGUCUUGCUUCCAACCCUCCGGCCUAAAGUCCGAGUUAUCGCAGAAUGUGGAAACUGGAGAAAGUUCAUGUGGACACCACUCAAAGAAAUUGCUGGAUUUCCCGCGAAAGAGGGAGAGUGAUCUGAUUGCUCAACAACCACAAGACAAAAACCUCUGCAAAUAUUUCAUAACCAGUGGCCCCAAUGCUAUGCUCUACUUUUCCUCCAAAACAUAGGCUUUCAUUGUUCAUAUAACUGAGAUAACAGUACUUCCAAUUGGACUGCAAAGUGUUCAGCAGCAGUGAUUAAAAAAUUCUAAUCAAGCAACCUUCACUUGCACCA
Molecule: messenger RNA, 1446 nt
Organism: Rhododendron vialii
Lineage: Eukaryota; Viridiplantae; Streptophyta; Magnoliopsida; Ericales; Ericaceae
Product: NAD(P)H-quinone oxidoreductase subunit N, chloroplastic
Exons: 4
Coding region: 572-1246 (224 amino acids)
Cellular component (GO): membrane
Molecular function (GO): oxidoreductase activity, acting on NAD(P)H, quinone or similar compound as acceptor
Source: RefSeq, a predicted model, not a curated record